AUGGUGAGCUCCUUGUUAUUCCUAACACAAGCUAUCUUGAUACGCGGAUUUAUGGUCAAAGAUACUCGUGAACGUCAGGAAUCUGGGCUUUAUACGACGGACACUGAUCCAACUUCCCGGCUCAGAUCCGUCACCCAGGAGAAAGACUUGGACGAAUUCCUAAACACCGCGCAGUUGGCAGGUAUGGAAUUUACAGCGGAGCGGCGAAACAUAAAGAUCAUCCAGUCGCCUGCUGGCUCAUCUCAUAACCCGUUCCUACUCAGUGAUCAAGAGGAACGGUCCACGCUUGUCAAACACCAAGAAAACAAGUCCAGGUUAAGGGUCCCACGUCGGCCGCCCUGGACCAAGUUGAUCACUACUGCCCAGCUGGACAGGCAAGAGAAAGACGCAUUUCUAGAAUGGAGAAGAGGACUAGCAAGACUACAGGAGGGCGAAAAAUUCUUACUUACCCCGUUCGAGCGCAACAUCGAAGUAUGGCGUCAGCUGUGGAGAGUCAUUGAACGAUCCCAUCUGGUGGUCCAGAUUGUUGACGCCCGAAAUCCCCUCCGCUUCCGUUGUGAAGAUCUCGAGGCGUACGUGAGGGAUGUAGAGGGCCCCGAAGGCGAAGCCGGAACUGGAAAAAAUCUGCGAAAAAAUCUGCUAUUAAUUAAUAAGGCAGACUUGUUAACGGCGACACAACGACGGAUAUGGGCAGAUCACUUUGACUCGCAACGCAUUCAAUAUGCAUUUUUCUCUGCCGCCAACGCUGCUGCCCUACAGAAAUUACGGCGCGACGUACCUUCACAGCCUGACACUCAGCACGUUGAGACGAAGCAAGCUUUAGAUGAAGACACUGAAUCCUCUACCGGGGAUCAGCAUGCACCUCACGACAAUGGCAGCGCGGAUGGAUCAGAUAGCGAGGCCGAUCUUCCCGACCUAGAGGAGCAUGACGCCUCAGAUGAUGAGUACGGGUAUGUACAUACAGAAGAAGAUACACCAGAUGGAAGGGACCCAAGAACGAAGGUGUUAUCUGUGUUAGAACUAGAAGAGUUGUUCCUCAGUUCUGCGCCAGACCCCUCAUUAUUUACUGGUUCCUCUGGUUCCCCGCCAACGAAGCUGGUCGUUGGCCUUGUGGGGUAUCCGAACGUCGGGAAAUCGAGCACGAUUAAUGCACUUCUAGGCGAGAAGAAGGUCAGCGUGUCGUCCACUCCGGGAAGGACCAAGCAUUUCCAGACGAUCCACCUCUCUUCUACGAUAGUCCUUUGUGACUGCCCUGGGUUGGUCUUCCCCCAAUUUGCCACUACAAAAGCGGCCUUGGUGUGCGACGGCGUCCUACCAAUAGAUCAAAUGCGGGAAUACACGGGGCCUGUUGCCCUUGUCGUAAAGAGGAUUCCAAAGGAGGUAUUGGAGGCGACGUACGGGCUAAGCAUUAAACUCAGACUUGAAGAGGAGGGCGGAGAUGGCAAAAUCACGGCAGAGGACCUCCUUAUCGUAUACGCUAUUGCUCGCGGGUUUAUGCGCUCGGGACAAGGAAAUCCAGAUGAAGCUCGUGCUGCCCGAUACAUUCUCAAAGACUAUGUCAGCGGCAAGCUACUAUUCUGCCACCCUCCGCCAGGUGUAUCUGAGGACACGUUCAAUAUGCACACGCACGAGCUUUCACAAAAGCGGAUGGCGGGAAAAAAACGCGCGCCGCUGACUCGGGUUGGCAAGGGUGCUGAUACCUUCGUUCCGCCCUCCUUACCAACAGCACCUGGGUCGGAUGUUUCAACUAAUCUGGGGUCAUCUUUGAAAUCAUUGAGCCUAGACCGAGAAUUCUUUGCAGAAGAUGACCUAAUGCGCUCGCGUCCAUUCGUUCAGAGUGCGGGGAAGCACGGCCAGCCGUUCACGCGGAAUCGAAUGUACCCGCACCAGAACAUGGUCGGGGAUGAUGGACGUUUGCUACCACCGGGGGCAAGGGGUGUUGGCACAGGUGCAAGGGAGAUAAAUGGGAAGAAGAACCAUAAGAAAAUGAAAAGGGUAAAACAGAGAAGUGGAAAAGGUUACGACUAGUUACUUUACAGAUACUUGGGAUGUCCAUUGGCCCGUGCACGCUGAAUCAUUCAAUGAUGGGCAAAGACUUCAGCACGUGUCCUAUGCCUCACAAUUACUCGUUCCAGGUGAGGAUGUCGCGGUCAUCCCCAGAGUCGUGGUCGCGUUUGCGAUGAAGCAUGACGCGGUCACGAGAAGGAAAGAGUCGGUUGCAGUCUGAGAGUCGACACGCAUUGCAAUGAAUCGUACACGUGUGACAGAACGAAGUUACCUUGAAAUGCGCAGAUGUAAAUAGGCGUC
Molecule: messenger RNA, 2307 nt
Organism: Pisolithus orientalis
Lineage: Eukaryota; Fungi; Basidiomycota; Agaricomycetes; Boletales; Pisolithaceae
Exons: 8
Coding region: 1-2028 (675 amino acids)
Biological process (GO): ribosomal subunit export from nucleus
Cellular component (GO): cytosol
Molecular function (GO): GTP binding; GTPase activity
Source: RefSeq, a predicted model, not a curated record